AGGGAGUUUGUUGGAUAGUGUCCGAGGGAUAAUAAUCGAUCCAUGUCUUGUUCGCUUUUACCUUUUCUGUUGGUUCUUUCAGCAGCCACUGCAUGGGCAAAUUAUACCUCGAGUUCUUUGGAGAAGUCUUGGCUAGGGAACCCUGAUUGGGCAGAGCGACCUUGCGCGUCGUCCGCGUGGAACAGAAUUCGGUUCGAACCAUUAGGCGAACUAUUGGUCGAAGAAGACAAUGGUCCUGGAUAUCUCAGUUAUUUCGAAUUCAAGCCUCUGAAUGGCAGUGCAGCUUUGACGAGUAGUAGAAAGUUUCAGAUCGAGCCUCUAGCCUUCCUACUGCGACACCCGCUGUGGCCUUGUGCAUCGGAAGAGGGUGUGCUUUUAGACCGAUACAGAAAGAAAAUCCAAAAUACACUAGAUGAAGAAAGUGCAACGGUGAGACGCUGGCAGGGAUGGCUCGGACAGAGGGUCGAAAAUAAGAAUGCAAAAAGUCAAAGCAUCGAUUCCGGCAUAGCCGAUUACGAUGAUGAAACUACAGCUUUUCAUGUGGUCUCGUAUGCUGGACGCGUGCUAGCAGGAGAGGAAGAUGACCACCAAGUAGACCUGUUAGUACCUCCAUUAGCUCGCCAUCUCCGUGCCUUGUAUACUCUAGCGACUGAUCGAAGCUACCUUCGCUUGGCCGAUGAGGAAUAUGUCCAUGAUUAUGCAAUCAACAACUUUAACAUGAUGAUGUUGGAAGUUGGGCAACAAGAAGAAUUGGAGGAAGAGAAAGGUCGUCGACCUCCUCUCUACCUUAUUGACAUCGGAGGAGGCUACUACGACACUGGUGACGGCGGUUCCAGUACGAAGUGGUUGUUGGAGAAGUAUCGACGUUUAGGGGUUCAAUUUGACGAAGUCUUCGUCUUCGAAAAGAGAAGGUUGGACCCGGAAAGAUAUCGUGAGCAGGUGGUGGAGCAUGUGAAAGAAGUACUCGUCCCAGAAAGUGGGGAAGAUGAAGAACUUCUUUCCAUGAUUACAACACUCCGGAGCAGGAACGAGGAGGGUACGCAGUUUAUCCUCGACUUGAGCAGCCUUGCACGUUUGCCUUAUUCACGAAUAACAGUGCUUUCCGCGUUUACGAUGCCUAGCUUGCCCGUGGAACAAGAUGAAACGCGCUCUGAUGAAGCAGCGGACGGCAUGGUAAUCUGGCAACUCUGCAGGGCACCUAAUGGUGUUUGCGUCUUGAAGCUGGACAUCGAUGACCCGGAGGUGGAGCAUGCUUUACUGGAUGCUAUACUGGGUGCAGUGGAGAACGAAGGCACUGCGACGAGCCUGAAUAUACUCGAACUCUUCUGGGAACCGCACACUCAUGUUCUUUUUAAUCCCAAUUUGAUGUCUAUGCAUCUUGAACAGCUUGUUUUGAACAGAAGGGAUCGAGAAGUACUACUAGGAGGACAUCUGCCUUCAUUUGCUAAACAUACAAGAACUGUAAGUACAGCUCGGAUAGGAGAUUUUCAAACGCCUUAUCGUUAUCUGCACUCCUUACGCAAGGCGGGAGUACGUGCACACGGAUGGAUCUGAACAGAAAUUUUUCUAACUGAGUGAAGAACCUAAGACACUUCACAGUUGUCCUCUACUUGCCGUUGCG
Amoebophrya sp. A25 is the source of this 1621-nucleotide messenger RNA. The record is from the annotation of a GenBank genome assembly. Lineage: Eukaryota; Dinophyceae; Syndiniales; Amoebophryaceae.